Molecule: messenger RNA, 777 nt
Organism: Tricharina praecox
Lineage: Eukaryota; Fungi; Ascomycota; Pezizomycetes; Pezizales; Pyronemataceae
Exons: 1
Coding region: 45-245 (66 amino acids)
Source: RefSeq, a predicted model, not a curated record
AGAAAAACCAAAUACAAAAAAAAAACCCCCCCCCCCGGAUUUCUAUGUUAUGCGAUGAUCGAGUUGUGGGUAGCGUAUUGCUCCUCUUCCUCUUCCUCUUCCUCUUCUUCUUCUUCAGUUCAGCACUUGAUCAAUCGCACGAAACGAAACGGCCGGCGUAUGUAAGUAAGUCUGCGGUGCGUGUUAUGCUUGUGCGGUGCGCGUUGUGCGGGUGGUGCGGGUGUGUGGGUUCCGCAGGCAGGUAGAUGAGAUGCGCGGCGCGAUGCGAUGCGAUGGGCAGGCACACAGCAGGUUUCUGCAAUAUUGUGCAAUAGAAAAUAAAAAAUAAAAAAUAGAAAUACGACUGAUCCUCCUCCAGUGCGCAGUGUUGAUCGCUGACCGAAUACCGAAUGCUUCCUAUGGCAAUAUGGAAUAUGGAAUGGGCGUGGAAUAGGUAUUUCCAGGAAUACGGUACUGCUCGCUCGCUCGCUCGCAAUACUAGUAGAGUAAACAGCGGUUCGUGAUGUCGGUGCCGGUGUCGGUGUCUAGCGGUAGCAGGCCUGCACUUUGCUUUGCGGUUGCUGUGCACGGAGGGAAAGGAAACGGGAAACGACUGCGGGUGUGUGAGUGUUGCUUGCUCACGGACGUACGAGCGCGUGCGGGGGGAAGGAGCGACUGAACGAGCGUGUGCGACUGAGCGAGUGAGCGAGUGAGGGAGGGGGAUGGAGGAGGAGGCGGCGAAGGAGGAGGAUGAGAGGACGAAGGAAGGGGGGGGGAGGGGGGUUCGAGCGUGCAGGA